Molecule: messenger RNA, 1694 nt
Organism: Psammomys obesus (fat sand rat)
Lineage: Eukaryota; Metazoa; Chordata; Mammalia; Rodentia; Muridae
Gene: Mvk
Product: mevalonate kinase
Exons: 11
Coding region: 85-1272 (395 amino acids)
Biological process (GO): isoprenoid biosynthetic process; cholesterol biosynthetic process
Cellular component (GO): cytoplasm
Molecular function (GO): ATP binding; mevalonate kinase activity
Source: RefSeq, a predicted model, not a curated record
ACCCUCCGGGAUGGAGAAGAGCCGGAGCUGCAGCUGGGGUUUCGGCACAGUUGGGCGCUGGCCGUGGCAGGAGUCUCAAGAGUCAUGUUGUCAGAGGUCCUGCUGGUAUCCGCUCCAGGGAAAGUCAUCCUCCAUGGAGAACAUGCUGUGGUACAUGGCAAGGUUGCGCUGGCAGUGGCCUUGAACUUGAGAACAUUUCUCCUGCUUCGACCACAGAGCAAUGGGAAAGUGAGCCUCAAUUUACCAAACCUCGGUAUUAAGCAGGUCUGGGAUGUGGCCAGGCUUCAGCUGCUGGACACAAGCUUUCUUGAGCAAGGUGAUGUCCCAGCGCCCACCCCAGAGCAACUGGAGAAGCUGAAGAAGGAGGUGGGCCUCCCCGAGGACUGUGUAGGCAAUGAGGGCCUGGCCGUGCUUGCCUUUCUCUACCUGUACCUGGCAAUCUGCCAGAAGCAGAGGACGCUCCCGAGCCUGGACAUCGUGGUGUGGUCGGAACUGCCGCCUGGAGCAGGCCUGGGCUCCAGCGCCGCCUACUCGGUGUGUUUGGCAGCCGCCCUCUUGACCAGCUGUGAGGAAGUCAUCAACCCCCUCAAGGACAGGGACUCCACCGGCAGGUGGCCCGAGGAGGAUCUGGAGUUGAUUAACAAGUGGGCCUACAAGGGGGAGAGAGUGAUCCACGGGAACCCCUCUGGCGUGGACAAUGCUGUCAGCACCUGGGGAGGAGCCCUGCGCUACCAGCAAGGGAAGAUGUCGUCCUUGAAGAGGCUCCCGGCUCUGCAGAUCCUCCUCACCAACACCAAGGUCCCACGGAGCACUAAGGCCCUUGUGGCUGGCGUCAGAAGCAGGCUAGUCAAGUUCCCUGAGAUCGUGGCCCCAAUCCUGACCUCAAUUGACGCAAUAUCCCUGGAGUGUGAGCGCGUGCUAGGAGAGAUGGUGGCAGCGCCGGGUCCUGACCACUACCUUGUGCUGGAAGAGCUAAUGGACAUGAACCAGCACCAUCUGAACGCCCUCGGUGUGGGCCACGCCUCCCUGGACCAGCUCUGCCAGGUGACAGCUACAUACGGACUACACAGCAAACUAACUGGCGCAGGCGGCGGCGGCUGUGGCAUCACCCUCCUGAAGCCGGGUCUGGAGCGAGCCAAAGUGGAGGCCGCCAAGCAGGCCCUAAACGGCUGCGGGUUUGAUUGCUGGGAGACCAGUAUCGGAGCACCCGGGGUCUCUGCGCACUUAGCUGCCUCCAUGGCUGACCCUGUCCAACAAGCCCUGGGCCUCUGAGAUGAUCUUACACUGCAAUUCUGCCAAGAAGCCCCUCGCUGGAGUAUCUAGGACCGGACACCUCUCCUGCUGGUAGCGCUUUCUGGGCUCUAGGAGGCGCUGCUUCCGUGACUCAUCUGGCAUUCAUGGAGCCAGACAGGCAUCAGUUGUAGGAUCUCCUGAGAUGGUAGACUGAUGCGGAGGCCCUUCACCCUGGAGCUCUUGUGGGUACCUCUGACCGGGCCUGGCUUCCAUCUGCCCCGCACAAACUCUGUGGCUCCUAGCCAUGCACCGUUCUGUCCAGCCGUCAGUGGCUGCUUAGGAACUGUUCCUGUCUGCUGUCCUCUCGGGGAUCCUGAGCUGAGCAAGGUGUGCUGACUGUUCCUUCUCCAUGUGUACUUGUGGGAAAGCUGCCUGUGGGGGAAAUAAACAGAGAUUGUACA